This is a messenger RNA of Salvelinus fontinalis (brook trout), 4465 nucleotides long. RefSeq names its product zinc finger protein 883-like. Bases 370 to 2358 code for a protein of 662 amino acids. The transcript has 3 exons. Lineage: Eukaryota; Metazoa; Chordata; Actinopteri; Salmoniformes; Salmonidae. Gene Ontology annotation, molecular function: DNA-binding transcription factor activity; RNA polymerase II cis-regulatory region sequence-specific DNA binding. The record is from RefSeq and is a predicted model, not a curated record. Gene Ontology annotation, biological process: regulation of transcription by RNA polymerase II.
CUAACGUGAUCAUCGACAGCUGCCCUGAAGAACAAACAUAUAAAAUACUUCCUGCUACUAAGAUCAGUGAAAUGGAGGCUGAACUGACAACGGGGUGCAGAGCAGAAGCCUCAACUAGCAAGCAAGUUGCAGCAAUGAAGAAUUGAGUGGUAGAAUUCUGGCAGGCGGGGCUUUCCUGCAUAACACCGGAAGUGAAGGCGGAGCCUCGGCCCUUUUGUCUUGUGAUUUUGGGCAGAGAGCCACAUGUUGAAAUAUAACGUCUCGGAUCUCUACCUCCCUAAUCUACAAUAUCAAUAGACUAGACAUAAACAUUCCCAUCUGGUUAACUUCGCCUGAACUCUGCAAUCGACAGUAACGGAAGAAUCUACAAUGAAUCAGGAAAUGCCUAUCCCACCCCACUCCUCCCUCUCCCUCCAACCCUCCUCCCCCUUCACCCUCCCGGAAUCCCCGUGUCGUGCCUCUCCCGGUAGCGCCUUACUGCUGGGUAUGAAGAGGUUGUCUGUGUUGCUGGUGGACUGCAGGAAAACACCGGAGCUGAGGCACGGCCGUAACCGCCGCUCUCUCAGUAGAAGAGGCAUGUCUGGGGAGGCUAACCAACAUGAUGCUGACCAGGCAGCGAACAGUGUCUCCAGAUCAGAACACCUCAAACACCAGCAGAGAAUUGCAGGGAAGAAACCUCACCGCUGCUCUGACUGUGGAAAGAGUUUCACCUCUUCAGCAAAACUUGAAACACACCAGAGAAUUCAUACUGGGGAGAGAACUUAUAGCUCUUCAGACUGCAGGAUAAGUAAUUUGCAACUAGGAAACCUAACAAAACACCAGCUGACCCACACAGGAGAGAAACCUUUUAGCUGUGAUCAAUGUGGGAGGAGAUUUACUAAGUCGGGAUCCCUGACAAUUCACCAACAAAUACACACAGGAGCAAAACCAUUUCUCUGCACAGACUGUGGGAAGAGUUUUGUUCAAUUAGGCAACCUGAAAAUUCAUCAGCAGACACACACACAAGAGAAGCCUUACCACUGCUUUGUCUGUGAGAAGAGCUUUUCAUCUUCACAGGGUAAUAAGGUGCACCAGAGAACACACACCGGAGAGAAGCCUUACCACUGCUCUGACUGUGGGAAGAGUUUUGCUGAUUCAAGAAAUCUGAUACGGCACCAGCGCAUACACACAGGAGAGAAACCUUACAGCUGUGAUCAAUGUGGGACGAGAUUUACUAGCUUGAACUCCCUGAUACAACACCGUAGAACACACACUGGAGAGAAGCCUUACCACUGUUCGGACUGCGGGAAGAGUUUUACUCAGGCAAGCAACCUGAGAACACACCAGCGCAGACACCUGGGCCAGAAGCUUCAUCACUGUUCAGAUUGUGGAAGUAACUUUUCAACAUCAAGGGAUUUAGAGCUGCACCAGCGAACACACACAGGUGAGAAACCUUACUACUGUUUCAGCUGUAGUAAGAGUUUUGCUAGAUCAGACGGACUGAUAGUGCACCAGCGAACACACACAGGCGAGAAGCCUUUUAGCUGUGAUCAGUGUGGGAAGAGAUUCGCUCAGUCAGCACACUUGACUGUACACAUGAGAAUACACUCUGGAGAGAAACCAUACCGCUGCUCAGACUGUGGAAUAGGCUUUAUAAAUUCAAGUCACCUGAAGGUACAUCAGAGAGUACACACAGGAGAGAAGCCUUAUAACUGUGAUGUAUGUGGCAAAAGUUAUGUUACAUCAGGAAGUCUGGCUUCACACCUUCGAACCCACACGGGAGAGAGGCCUUACCAUUGUACCGACUGUGGGAGAAGCUUUGGCAAGUCAGACCAUUUAAAAGUACACCAGAGAACACACACAGGAGAGAAGCCUUACCAUUGUGCCGACUGUGGGAAAAGCUUUACUGAGUCAGGCAGGUUAAAAUCACACCAGAGAACACACACGGGAGAGAAACCUUACCACUGCUCUGACUGCGGAAUGAGCUUAGCCUCUUCAGGUGGACUAAAAAUACACCGGAGAACACACACAGGAGAGAAACCAUUCCACUGCUCUGACUGUGGGAAAAGAUUCAAUCAGUCUGGGCAGUUGAUUUUACACCAGCGAAUACACACUGGCGAAAAGCCUUACCACUGCUCAGACUGUGGGCUGCGUUGUACUUCUUCAGGGGAUUUAAAAGUGCACCUCCGAACACACACUGGAGAGAAGCCUUUUGGCUGUGAUCAGUGUGGGAAGAGGUUCGCUCAGUCAGGAAACCUGGCUGGACACAAGAGAACACACACUGGAGAGAAGCCUUUUGACUGUGAUCAGUGUGGGAAGAGGUUCAGUCAGUCAGGAACCCUGUCUGCCCACAAGAGAAAACACCACACUGGUGGGUAACCUUUCCAGUUAAUGGUAGACUAUCGGAGAGAAGCCGUGCAGGGUGAGCUUUCUUAAUGUGGCCAUGAUUGGUGGAACAAGGGAACUUUAACUGUCCAUUUUAAUUCCAUGUUUCUAUUCAUUACAAUAUGAGUGAAAUAGUCUGUGUUUGAAUGGUGUGGGCGUACCCCAAAAACAGAAUGGUGUGGUCGUAUACCGGUCAUUAAAAUGAUCCAUGACAAGUUAACAGUGGAUUGGUCAGCUCAGAGAAAGCAGGGAGGUAGCUCCUCCCCCUCUCUCUGCAAGUUUCAGGCAAGUCUGUCCUUAGGGAUAAGGCAGGGGUCCGUUUUAAAAUGUUCAACCCUGUCCACCAUCCAACUCACCAUGAUCAACCCUGUCUACCAUCCAACUCACCAUCACCAUGAUCAACCCUGUCUACCAUCCAACUCACCAUGUUCAACCCUGUCUACCAUCCAACUCACCAUGGUCAACCCUGUCCACCAUCCAACUCACCAUCACCAUGGUCAACCCUGUCUACCAUCCAACUCACCAUCACCAUGGUCAACCCUGUCUACCAUCCAACUCACCAUCACCAUGGUCAACCCUGUCUACCAUCCAACUCACCAUCACCAUGGUCAACCCUGUCUACCAUCCAACUCACCAUGAUCAACCCUGUCUACCAUCCAACUCACCAUGAUCAACCCUGUCUACCAUCCAACUCACCAUCACCAACCCUGUCUACCAUCCAACUCACCAUCACCAUGGUCAACCCUGUCUACCAUCCAACUCACCAUCACCAACCCUGUCUACCAUCCAACUCACCAUCACCAUGGUCAACCCUGUCUACCAUCCAACUCACCAUGGUCAACCCUGUCUACCAUCCAACUCACCAUCACCAUGGUCAACCCUGUCUACCAUCCAACUCACCAUCACCAUGGUCAACCCUGUCUACCAUCCAACUCACCAUCACCAUGGUCAACCCUGUCUACCAUCCAACUCACCAUCACCAUGGUCAACCCUGUCUACCAUCCAACUCACCAUGGUCAACCCUGUCUACCAUCCAACUCACCAUGGUCAACCCUGUCUACCAUCCAACUCACCAUGGUCAACCCUGUCUACCAUCCAACUCACCAUCACCAUGGUCAACCCUGUCUACCAUCCAACUCACCAUGGUCAACCCUGUCUACCAUCCAACUCACCAUGGUCAACCCUGUCUACCAUCCAACUCACCAUGGUCAACCCUGUCUACCAUCCAACUCACCAUCACCAUGGUCAAUCCUGUCUACCAUCCAACUCACCAUCACCAUGAUCAACCCUGUCCACCAUCCAACUCACCAUCACCAUGAUCAACCCUGUCCACCAUCCAACUCACCAUCACCAUGGUCAACCCUGUCUACCAUCCAACUCACCAUCACCAUGGUCAACCCUGUCUACCAUCCAACUCACCAUCACCAUGGUCAACCCUGUCCACCAUCCAACUCACCAUCACCAUGAUCAACCCUGUCUACCAUCCAACUCACCAUCACCAUGGUCAACCCUGUCUACCAUCCAACUCACCAUGAUCAACCCUGUCCACCAUCCAACUCACCAUGGUCAACCCUGUCCACCAUCCAACUCACCAUCACCAUGGUCAACCCUGUCCACCAUCCAACUCACCAUCACCAUGAUCAACCCUGUCUACCAUCCAACUCACCAUCACCAUGGUCAACCCUGUCUACCAUCCAACUCACCAUGAUCAACCCUGUCCACCAUCCAACUCACCAUGGUCAACCCUGUCCACCAUCCAACUCACCAUCACCAUGGUCAACCCUGUCUACCAUCCAACUCACCAUCACCAUGGUCAACCCUGUCUACCAUCCAACUCACCAUCACCAUGGUCAACCCUGUCUACCAUCCAACUCACCAUCACCAUGGUCAACCCUGUCUACCAUCCAACUCACCAUCACCAUGGUCAACCCUGUCUACCAUCCAACUCACCAUGGUCAACCCUGUCUACCAUCCAACUCACCAUGGUCAACCCUGUCUACCAUCCAACUCACCAUGGUCAACCCUGUCUACCAUCCAACUCACCAUCACCAUGGUCAACCCUGUCUACCAUCCAACUCACCAUCACCAUGGUCAACCCUGU